UAACAAUUGAUUGCUACAGAAGUUGUCAGCGCGAAAGACAAUAUUAAUUUAAUAAUUUAUAUGUAAUUCGUGAGCAACGCUGGAAAGGGCGAAAAUUCGAUAGCAUUAAGAGCACACCGCAUUGGCACAUGAAUUGGGCAUUUAUUUGUUGAUAGUAUGUGAGGAUAAGGCAAACGAGACAAACAUCGAAGAAAAUAUAUAUAAAAACGCGCGCAUGCAGCAUUUUUGGUUAAAAUAAACAUGUAUAAAGUAAGCAGUUGAAUGGGAGGCACAAAACCCGAUGGCAAACUAGAGUAGAGACAUUUGCUAAUGCCCGCGAUGUACAGACUUGUGUGUGUUGUGACAAAUUCGCUGCGGAAAUAGUGUAUUUUUAAACAAGACUCUGCAGCCGAUACACUGAUACAUAGCUCACGCGCACAGGACACCACGGUCCUAACAUAAAACCCUCGCUUCACGCCACUUAUGUACAUAUAUCCGUUGUGUUACAUAGCGAGCGAGCCACAAAAGCGCAGAAAAGCAGCAAAAUCCGACUCGAUUCCUUGGCCAAACAGGAUACUCAAGGAUCUUUAAAUGAGAGAUAGUUCUGCGAACAAAAGUGCACAGUAAAGGCGCCAACAAAUUCGAAUACGAUGAGCGGCGUUACCCAGGAAUUUUGUGUACGCUGGAACAGCCAUUUGGGCAGCAUUGGGGCUGCGUUUCCGCAGCUCUUGGCGGGACAGAGAUUCGUGGACGUGACCCUGGCCUGCGAGGGCACCCAGGUGCACUGCCAUCGCCUGGUUCUGGCCGCAUGCUCCACCUACUUUGAGGCCAUACUGGCCGAGCAUCCUUGCAAGCAUCCCGUCAUCAUAUUGCCGCGGGAGAUCAAGCUAUGGGAGAUCCAGGCCCUGGUGGACUUCAUGUACAAGGGAGAGGUCAAUGUCACGCAAGCCGGCCUGGGUCAGUUGUUGCGCUGUGCCGAACAGCUGCAGAUACGCGGACUGUACGGCUCCGAGGCGACGAUAAACUACAAGCAGCUCCAGCAGGCGAGUCUCGAGGCGCUCAAGGAGCCGACUGUGUCCACACCGCGCGGCAUUAAGCAUGUGGACAGCACGGAGACGGAUGAUGCAGCCACCAACUCAACCACCUCAACAGUAACCACCUCCUCCGCUCCACCGUUACCAGUUAACCAGCAGCAGCAACAGCAGCAACAGCAGCAGCAGCAGCAACAGCAGCAACAGCAGCAGCAGCUCCAGCAGCAGCAGCUCCAGCAGCUCCAGCAGCAGCAGCACCAGCAGCAGCAACAACCGACAGUAUUGAAGCGCCAAAAUCAGGACGUCCGUCAGCAGCGACCUCACAUAAACGGCAGCAAUGCACUGCAGCAGCAGCCGGCAAAGGCCAGCUCUGCGGUCGUCCUGGGCAGCCACUCGAAUGCCCCGACCGAGGAUGACUCCGGCGAUGAGGUCUCCAACAAUUGGAGUGCCUACGGGGAGCACUUCGAGGACAACAAAAUGAACGCCCAGCUGGCCCUUCAGCAGUCGAGGAUUCAAAUGCAGCUGCAGCACCAGCACUAUUUGGACUCCAACAUCGAGGACGACCACAACUAUGUGGCCGCCCACGAUGAGAACAACGACAGCAGCUUUGCCGCUGGCAUGGCCUGCGGCUCUGGCCUGUCCGUCAGCCUGGACACUGAUCUCGACACCUCGGCCAACACUUCCGGCGGACUGAGCCAGAACUUGAUCGACGGCUACACAUCGUACAAGCGCGUCCGACGCUCGGAGGCAUCUCUAGCACAAGCGGCCAAAUGUGUUUCGAAGGGCGAGACAUUCCAGACGGUCAGCAACAUGUUCAAUAUUCCCGUCUCCACCAUUCGAUUCUAUAUGGCGCGAAAGGGAAUACUGCCGAAGCGGAAACGUGGACGCGGUGCUUCGCAUGCCGGCAACAUAAUAAUCACAACAAACUCAGGAAAACUUUCAGCCGUCCCUGCGAGCGUUACUCCUCAUCCUCAUGCACAUCCUCAUCCUCAGUCUCAGCAAAUGUCCUUGGACAGCCUGCAGCUAAAGGCGGGCAUCGCAAGCACCAGUGGCAGCAAUAGUCCGGCCACUGCCACGGCCACCUCGAUGUCACCAUCGUUUGACAUGACCUCGGCAGCGGAUAUCGUGCCUUUUCACCUCCACAGCGAUGCGGCGGCGGCGGCGGCGGCAUUCAAGCUCAACGAUCAGAAGCUGCACAUGAUCUAACCACGCUGUUUGCGAACCCGUAGUACUGUACCAGUGGGGCAAAGAUUAAUCGAGUGGGAUUUCCAAGCAGUUGCUGCUUUCUUCUUUUUUUUUUAAUUUCGGGGUAAGAAGCAUCGGCUCGUGUGGGAUCUUUAGUCAUAACAUAGUCAACAAAAUACAAUUUAUUCUUAGAUUUAUUUUAAUACGCUUUGAAGUUGACAGUUUCAUCCUUGGUUGAUUGUACUCACUCAGGGGCUGAACCCCUCAAUUCAUCAAGAUAUUUCAAAAGUUAUACAAAAUAUUAACAGUAGACGUAUUCUAUCAAGGACUAUGACUAAAACUUGCGUAAAAAUUUCAAAUCUGUUUAUUGUCGCCCCAGUACUCUAAGAAAUUACUGUAUUGUUAAUAAGAUAAUUAAUAAUAAAAUCAACCUGGAAACUUUUACUAGGUUUUUGUGUGAUUGCAAGUAUAAAAUGACAAUUCAUAAUAAAAUCAAAGGUCGUAUAAGACAUAAUCAUAAUGCUAACGACAAAAGAAAUAUUA
Molecule: messenger RNA, 2738 nt
Organism: Drosophila biarmipes
Lineage: Eukaryota; Metazoa; Arthropoda; Insecta; Diptera; Drosophilidae
Product: broad-complex core protein isoforms 1/2/3/4/5
Exons: 3
Coding region: 630-2216 (528 amino acids)
Biological process (GO): regulation of transcription by RNA polymerase II
Cellular component (GO): nucleus
Molecular function (GO): protein binding; DNA binding
Source: RefSeq, a predicted model, not a curated record